CCCUUCUGCUCUGCGUGUCCCCGCGACUCGGGACACCGCCGGCGGGAGCCCACGGGUCACCUGGGCAGAGCAACCAUAAUAAAGGAACACGGGGGAUGACCACGGGCACGGGCUGCAUGGUCUGAAGUCGUGGGGGCUCUGGGUCUCUCCAGAGCGCAGCUCUGGGCUGCGAGCCAGACCGGCUAAGCCACUGCGCGCUGGGAGCAGGGAGCUUUCCCUCACUCAGGUUCCGAUACAGCUCUCCAUUUCCUGGGAAGAUUUUCCGUCUCUGCCGAUGUCAGAGGAGUCAGGACCCGGACAGAAGAGCUCAGGAUGAAGGUGAAAGGCAGAGCCAUCACCUGCUUACUUGUCUCCUUCGCUGUGACCUGCCUGCUGGCCGCCCCGGGGAGCAGGGCCUGCCCUCGCCGCUGCGCCUGUUACGUGCCUGCAGAGGUGCAUUGCACGUUUCGGUACCUGACCUCCAUCCCAGACAGCAUCCCACCCAACGUGGAACGGAUCAAUUUAGGGUACAACAGCUUGGUUAGAUUGACGGAAACGGAUUUUUCUGGCCUGAACAAACUGGAGUUACUCUUGCUUCACAGCAAUGGCAUCCACACAAUCCCCGCUAAGACCUUCUCGGAUUUGCAGGCCUUGCAGGUCUUAAAAAUGAGCUAUAACAAAGUGCGCAAGCUGCAGAAGGAUACUUUUUAUGGCCUCGGGAGCUUGACACGGUUGCAUAUGGACCACAACAACAUUGAGUUUAUAAACCCAGAGGUUUUUUACGGACUCACCUCUCUCCGACUGGUGCACUUGGAAGGAAAUCAGCUCACCAAGCUCCAUCCAGAUACAUUUGUCUCCUUGCGCUACCUCCGGAUAUUUAAAACCUCUUUCAUUAAGUACCUAUACUUGUCUGAUAACUUUCUCAGCUCCCUCCCUCAAGAGAUGGUCUCCUAUAUGCCUGAGCUGGAAAGCCUUUAUCUUCACGGAAACCCCUGGACCUGCGACUGUCAUUUAAAAUGGUUGCCUGACUGGAUACGGGAGAAGCCAGAUAUAAUAAAAUGCAAAAAGGACAGAAGUCCCUCCAGUCCUCAGCAGUGUCCACUUUGCAUGAACCCCAGGACCUCUCAAGGCAAGCCCUUGGCUGUGGCUGCAGCUGCAGCUUUCCUGUGCACCAAGCCAACCAUUGACCCAUCCCUGAAACUGAAGAGCCUGGCUAUUCUGGAAGACAGCGGUUCUGUGUCCAUCUCUCCCCAUGAUUUCACGGCACCUUUCGGCUCCCUCACUUUGAAUAUGACAGACCAAUCUGGAAAUGAAGCUAACAUGGUCUGCAGCAUCCAAAAGCCCUCAAGGACAUCAUCCAUUGCAUUCACUGAGGAAAAUGACUACAUCACGCUAAAUACAUCAUUUUCAACAUUUCUGGUAUGUAACAUUGAUUACAGUCACAUUCAGCCAGUGUGGCAAGUUCUGGCUUUGUACAGUGACUCUCCCCUGAUACUAGAAAGGAGCCACUGUCCCAGUGAAACACCACAACUCUGCUACAAAUAUAAACAGGUGGCUCCUAAGCCUGAAGACAUCUUCACCAGCAUAGAGGCUGAUCUCAGAGCAGAUCCCCCUUGGUUAAUGCAAGACCAAAUUUUCUUGCAACUAAACAGAAGUGCCACCACACUCAGUACAUUGCAGAUCCAGUACUCCAGUGAUGCUCAAGUCACUUUACCCAGGGCAGAGAUGAGGCCAGUGACAUACAGAUGGACCAUGAUUUCCAGGGAUAACAAUACUCAGCUGGAACGCACUGUUUUGGUUGGUGGGACUGUUGACCUAGACUGCCCAGGCCAAGGAGACCCCACCCCACAUCUGCAGUGGCUUCUAGCUGAUGGGAGUAAAGUGAGGGCCCCUUAUGUUAGUGAAGAUGGACGAAUCCUAAUAGACAAAAGUGGAAAACUGGAACUCCAGAUGGCUGAUAGUUUUGACUCAGGCAUAUACCACUGCAUAAGCACCAACUACGAUGACGCGGAUAUUCUCACCUACCGGGUUACCGUGGUAGAGUCCCACGUAGAAGCCCAACACGAGAAUGGGGCUCAUCAUACCGUUUUCAGUGGUGAAACGCUUGACCUUCCAUGCCAUUCUACUGGCAUCCCAGAUGCCUCUGUUAGCUGGGUUCUUCCAGGAAACACUGUUCUCUAUCAGUCCUCAAAAGACAAGCAAAUUCUUAACAACGGCACACUAAGAGUAUUACAGGUCACCCAAAAAGACCAGGGUUAUUAUCGCUGUGUAGCAGCCAACCCAUCAGGGGUCGAUUUUUUGAUUAACCGAGUUUCAGUCAAAACAAAAGGGCAAAGGCCAGUGGAGCACAAUGUAGAGACAGAUGGAUCUGGACUCGAUGAGCCCAAUCCAAUUGCUCAUCUUAAGGACUCGCCAGGUGCGCAGCUUCCUACAUCUGUUCCAAUGGGAGCUGAGGCUGGAAAACAAGUCUGGAGCACAAGUAAGAAGCACAACUAUCGGGAGUUAACACACCGGCGGCGUGGAGAUUCAACAAAUGGACGUUUUAGGGAGCAUAGGAGGCAGUUCCCUCCCUCUGCUCGGAGAAUUGACCCACAACACUGGGCAGCACUUUUGGAGAAAGCCAAAAAGAAUACUAUGCCAGAGAAGCGAGAAAAUACCACAGCAAGACCACCUCCACUGGUCACUCAGCUCCUGAAAAUACCUGCUGAGGAAGGUGACUCUUCAGGCAUGCUCCCUCCAGAUGAGGAAUUGGUGGUCCUGGCAACUAAGGCUCCCAGUGUUCUAGUAAGGACAGUGACUGCUAAUUCCAGAAAAACAUCUGCUAGCCCUGUGACAAAUAUAGCUGCUGGCACUGAAGUCUCCCCAAUUGUGAGUCCACAAAUACUACCACCUGAAAAACCAACAGGUUUCAAACUAUCUACUACUGUUAAAACCAUACCCAUGUCAAACAAUAUAAACCCAACCACACUGAGCAAAAUGCAAAAUGCAACCAACCAAAAUUUACCUACCAUCUUUCCUCUACUACCGGAAGCAACUCAAUUUCAGGAUGCUGACAACAUGGGGAGAAGAGAGCAUUUGCAAAGUGCUCCCCCAAUAACAGUGGGGACUGUGAUCAAAGAUGUCCAUAUCAAAAUGCUCAGUAGUGCUCACGGCAAACCUGAUAUAUUCUUAGGGUCAGUAAACGCCACCAAAAGUCAUCAGACAUCUGUAACAGGAGGCAGUGAACCCAGGAGCAAUCACUUCUACUCCCACGUUGCUCUUAGCACCUCCAAGCUCCCUUCAGGCCCACACAUUGCUGCUCAUUCUCAGUUACAGAUUCCUAGAAAUAGCACAACUAACAUCCCACUGCCCAGACGCUUUGGAAGACGGAGGAAAAUUUGGGGCAGGGGGCGAAUUAUCAGCCCAUAUAGAGCUCCAGUUCUCCGACAGCAUAGAUACGGCUUGGGGAGGCCCACAUUCCGAGGUUCUCCCGAAGAAAGUACCACUGCCUUUCCAGCCCCAGAGCUCAAUGUGCUGUGCCCAUCCUGUUCUCCCGGAGGAAGGCGUACCACUGCUGCUACAACAGCAUUGUCUUCUCCAAGUUCUGCCCCCAUCACCCUCCCCAAAGCUGAAAUUGCCAGAGUUGCAGCAGAAGAGUCUACAACUCUAGUUUACAAUCCGUCGUUACUAUCUGAGAACAAACCACAUGUAGAUAUUGAGAAAACAACACCCACAAUGAAAUACUUCAGUGCUGGAAGUACCCAAGUGGCUCCAACUGGUGCAGUCAUGACUCAUGCCCCUGUGUCCACAUCUAUGGAAAGAACUCACAUAAUAAAUAUUGGUUCCCCAAGCGUGCCUAACAUCAGUGAAGCUAAAAGAGAUUCAGUGAGUGUAUCUCCACUUCCAGGCCCCACCACCAAGCCAUCUAUGCCUCCUACUAUAGCCAUUACAAGAUUUUCGAGAAGGAAAAUUCCCUGGCAUCAGAUCUUUGCAAAUAACCACAUCCAAAAAGAGAGGUUCAAGAAUCAGCAUAAAUUUGGUUCACAAAAAAGCACGGCCAUGGUGCUUCCUAAAAAAUCUCCUGCUCUACUCACAGAUAAAGUUUCCCCCUUCCAUUUCACAACACUCUCAGCAAAUGUGAUGCAAAUUCCAUCUGUAGCAUCAGCUACAACUCACCACAAUACCACCGAGACACACCAUCUUGUAAGGCCCCCAACACCAAAGGAGCCACCCUUCCCACCCCUUUACCCUACACUUCCCAGAAUCUCAAGCAAGGAGCCAAGUACAGAUUUCAUAUCAAUGCAAACAGCCAUGCUGACAACUCCUACUGCUCCUGUGUCUAUCAUUGUCAGUAAAACCCAAAUAGCCAGACUCAGGACACAGAAAGUACAAAGUGAAAAGGAGCCUGAGCAGAACGGGGAUGACCCAAAGCCCUCUCCCGGCCAGAGUACUGGCUUUACCACAUCUGCUGCCGUGACGCCUCCUGUUUUAACCGCAGCUGAAACUUCAACCGAGCCUGAUGCCUCUGCUUUCACUCACCCCCCACUGGAAAACACAAAAGGAACUUUAAGAAUAACUGGUCUUCAUCCAAGAACACUUAAUCUGACUUUGAAGAGCACAGGUGCUUCUGAAACCACUGUGUCCAGCAAACUGCACCAGUGGACCAAGACCAGGAGCACAAUCAGUGGGCUCUCCACCACGUCCCUGCUCCUAAGCAGCAGUGCCAGUCCCCUGCCAAUUCCCACCUCCCCCGCCUUGAGUAAUCAAAACGCAGUGACUGACAACAUGGCAACUCCGGUUUCCAGGAUGAUGACAAAUAAAAUGGCCCAGCCAAAUGGCUCCUCAAGGCACAAUGCUGAUCCACAGCAAAUAGCAGCAGAGGUUGCAACAUCACCCGAAGUUCACCCAAAUGCCAGGUUCACAACUGGAACCACCCACGUUGUCUACUCUGAUCUGUUACAUUCUACUCCUGUGCCCGCACCAUUAACAGUUAAAUCACAGAAUUCUAAAUUGACGCCCUCUCCCUGGUCAGAAAACCAUGUUUGGCACAAGUCACACCCAGAAAUUCCUGAAAAGGGCAAACAGCCAGCAGUGAGCAUGUUCCCCGCUCCAGGCUUCCCAGCGGCCACCACUCAUGCUUCCAAUUGGGACAUACAGAAGACUGCAGAGGAAAGAGACUUUGAUAAGACCCCAGUUCAAAAAAUAACAACUUCUGAACGUCGUCCCUUCGAUUCUUUAUCUAGGAAUAUGUUUGAAAGGCCCAGAAUAGUUGGUGGAAAAGCAGCAAGUUUUACUGUUCCGGCUAACUCCGAUGCCUUUCUUCCUUGUGAGGCUGUUGGAAAUCCCCCGCCCACGAUCCGCUGGACCAGAGCCUCACCAGGACUUGAUUUGUCUGCAAGGAAACAGAGCAGCAAGUUCCAGGUGCUCCCCAAUGGCACCCUGUCUAUACAGAGAGUGGAGAUUCAGGACCGUGGACAGUACCUGUGCUCGGCAUCCAAUCCGUUUGGCACAGACCGCCUUCAUGUCACCUUGUCCGUGGUUUCCUAUCCCCCCAGGAUCCUGGAGAGACGUACCAAAGAGAUCACAGUCCAUUCCGGGAGCACUGUGGAAUUGACGUGCAGAGCUGAAGGUAGACCAAGCCCCACGGUUUCCUGGGUUCUCGCAAACCAAACAGUGGUCUCAGAAUCAUCUGAGGGGAAUGGGCAGGCCCUGGUGACAUCUGAUGGAACGCUGGUCAUCCACAAUCUCAGUAUUUAUGACCGGGGCUUUUACAAAUGCCUGGCCAGCAACUCAGCUGGCCAGGACUCACUGCUGGUUAAAAUACAAGUCAUUGCAGCCCCACCUGUUAUUCUGGAGCAUAAGAGGCAAGUCAUUGCAGGGAUGUGGGGUGAAAGUUUGAAGCUGCCUUGUACUGCCAAGGGAACUCCUCAGCCCAGUGUUCACUGGGUCCUCUCUGAUGGCACUGAAGUGAAACCACUACAGUUGGUCAAUUCCAGGUUGUUCUUAUUUUCAAAUGGGACUCUGUAUAUAAGAAACAUAGCCUCUUCUGACAGAGGCACUUAUGAAUGCAUUGCUACCAGCUCCACUGGUUCGGAGAGAAGGGUGGUAAUUCUUACAGUGGAAGAGCAAGAGACCAUCCCCAGAAUAGAAUUUGCAUCCCAGAAAUGGACUGAGGUGAAUUUUGGAGACAAAUUACUCCUGAACUGCUCAGCCAUUGGGAAACCCAAACCCAAAAUAAUCUGGAGGCUACCAUCCAAGGCCAUCGUUGACCAAUGGCACAGAAUGGGCGGCCGAAUCCACGUCUACCCAAACGGAUCCCUGUUUAUUGGGUCAAUAACAGAAAAAGAUGGCGGUGACUACUUGUGCGUGGCAAGAAACAAGAUGGGGGAUGACCUGAUACCGAUGCACGUUAGCCUGAGACUGAAACCUGCCAGAAUCGACCACAAGCAACAUUUCAAAAAGCACGUGUUCUAUGGGAAAGAUUUCCAAGUCGACUGCAAGGCUUCUGGCUCGCCACUGCCCGAGAUCUCUUGGAGUUUGCCCGAUGGAACGAUGAUAAACAGUGCGAUGCAAGCUGAUGAUAGCGGCCACGGGGCCAGGAGGUACACCCUGUUUGACAAUGGAACCUUGUACUUCAACCAAGUUGGCAUAGCAGAGGAAGGGGAUUAUACUUGCUAUGCCUGGAACACUCUCGGGAAAGAUGAAAUGAAGGUCCACCUGACAGUCAUAACAGCUGCCCCACGGAUCAGGCGGGGUGACAAGACCAGCACGAGAAUCAAGGCUGGAGACAUGGCCGUCCUUGACUGUGAGGUCAUUGGGGAACCCAAACCGAAAAUAUUUUGGUUGCUGCCUUCCAAUGACAUGAUUUCAUUCUCUAAGGAUAGGUUCACAUUUCAUGCCAACGGGUCUUUGUCCAUCAACAAGGUGAACCUGCUCGAUUCUGGAGAGUAUGUGUGUGUGGCCCGAAAUCCCAGUGGGGAUGACACCAAAAUGUACAAACUGGACGUUGUCUCCAGACCUCCAUUAAUCAAUGGUCUAUAUACAAACAAAACUGUCAUUAAAGCCACAGCUGUGAGGCAUUCCAAAAAACACUUUGACUGCCGAGCCGAAGGGAUGCCAUCUCCUAAAAUCAUGUGGAUCGUGCCGGACAAUCUCUUCCUCACAGCCCCAUACUACGGGAGUAGAAUCACCGUCCACAGGAAUGGAACCUUGGAAAUCAGGAACGUGAGGCUUUCAGAUACAGCCGAUUUUAUCUGUGUGGCUCGGAACGAAGGAGGAGAGAGUGUGCUGGUGGUACAGUUAGAAGUACUGGAAAUGCUGAGAAGACCAAUAUUCAGAAAUCCGUUUAAUGAAAAAACAGUUGCCCAGCUCGGAAAGCCCACAGCACUGAAUUGCUCUGUUGAUGGAAACCCACCACCUGAAAUAAUUUGGAUUUUACCAAAUGGCACACGAUUUCCCAACGGACCACAAAAUUCUCAGUAUCUGAUAGCAAGCAACGGUUCUUUUAUUAUUUAUAAAACAACGCGGGACGAUGCAGGAAGAUAUCGCUGUGCAGCAAGAAAUAAAGUUGGUUAUAUUGAGAAACUGAUCAUCUUAGAAAUUGGCCAGAAGCCAGUUAUUCUCACUUACGCACUAGGAACAGUGUACUGCAUCAGUGGAGAAUCGCUGUCAUUGCACUGUGUGUCUGAUGGAAGCCCUAAGCCCAAUAUCAAAUGGACCGUACCAAGUGGAUCUGUAAUAGAUAGGCCUCAAAUUCAUGGAAAAUACCUAUUGCAUGAAAAUGGCACCUUAGUCAUCAAAGAAGCAACAGCUUAUGACAGAGGGAACUAUAUUUGUAAGGCUCAAAAUAGUGUUGGCCAUGCCCUGAUCACUGUUCCAGUAAUGGUUGUUGCCUUCCCUCCCCGAAUCACCAAUCGCUUACCCAGGAGCAUCCUCGCAAGGACAGGAGUGGCCGUGCGGCUCCACUGUGUUGCCCUGGGGGUCCCCAAGCCGGAAAUCACAUGGGAGAUGCCUGACCACUCCCUGUUCUCAAUGGCCAAAAGAGGGAGGACACACGAAAUGAGGCCUUUUCACCCACGAGGCGCCCUGGUCAUUCAGAAUCCUCAGCCCUCGGAUUCUGGGAUUUACAAAUGCGCGGCCAAGAAUCCACUUGGUAGUGAUUACGCAACAACUUAUAUUCAAGUGAUUUGACUGAACAAAGUCAACAUCGGGACAGAGUUUAUUUUUUGGAAGAAGUUUAAUCAAAGGCAGCCAUAGGCAUGUAAAUGAAUUUGAAUACAUUUACAGUAUUAAAUUUAUAGUGGACAUGCAAAAAAAAAAGACUUGUAAAUAAAUGCAUUAUGAACUGAUACUGAUUUCUUUAAUGGAUCUCAAAACAAGCUUUUUAACUUAAGGCACUUUUAUUUUGCCAACAAAUAACAAUGAAGGUGAAGGGAGACUGUCCCCGGAAGCAAACAAACACCAAGGUACCCGCGCUGCCCACCAGAGCGGGCCCUUCCUCCACCGCCAGGUGCCUAGUGUCCACCUGCUACCAAGGUUACAAGCUUGGCGCUGAGGACAGAGACACAAAAAAAAUUAAAUGUGCAGUCUCAAUGUAAAUUUGCCAUCUCGAUGUAUAAAUAUUUUGUGGUUGGUUUAUAAAUAAUUUACUAAAACCUACAGAAAACAAGCACUGAGCUGUUUUGAUUACGAUUCACCAUUUUGAGCACACUGACAAUUUUCACUGAUGGGGAAUACAAAAAUGUUUUAGUGACUGCAUUUAAAAAUCAAUGCAGGCUAACUUUUUCACGUGUAAAAAGCAACUUAAUCCCUGCACAUCAUAAAGUCUGGAAAGGGGGUUGAUUACCUUUUGUCCAAAUAAACCCAUGGAAAAGGUUUUAAAAAUACAAUGAAACUUCCUUAUAACUUCAAAACCUACUUCAGGCACCCCUGGGUUUAGAACUGUUUACAAGGAGAGUUUUCUGAGGAGGAACCAUUGCUCUAUGAGCGUUUAUUUCAUUGUGACAAUCCUCUAUGUGGCAGGAAAAUGUUUGAGAAAAUCUAGAUCUAAUACAUGUAAUGAAGUUUCACUGUACUUAAUUUGGUCAACCCUACAGAAAAUGCUUUUUGUUAAUUCACUGAAUUUAUUUAUAUUACAUGCUUAAUUCAACCUGAAUUAAUCUGGGGGACAUUAAGAUUGAUCUUUUCUAAUUCUAGCAGCUGGGAAGAUUUUCCAGUGUAAUUUCUCCAGCAUCUACUCGAAUAUUCACCUAUUAUUUAAGAAUAAUUAUAGGAGCUUUAAUAAGCAGAAAAGAAGAAGAACUUGCCAAAGGUCUUGCUCGGAUAAUUCAGCACACAAAACCAAUGGCUAGGUCAGCCCCUCCCAGUUAACUAUCUGAAACAUCCUGGGAGCUCGCUGCAUCAUUUCCAUCACACCAACUUUCAGCUGGCCCCACCUAAGGGGGGGACUUACUUCCGGGCCAAGAGGCGUGAAUAAAAUGACAAAUGUAACCCCCGUUAGGAAUGAGCCUGCAGUGCAAAUAGGGUGCCUAGGGCUUCUUACAUCGAGCUGCACUGACUUCAAAGCCUUAUCUUUAAGGGUAUCUGGGGUCUCCAUUUUCUCCGAUGAUGACUUCCUUUCUAUCUCUUCGAGCAAAUUACCAGGUCUGCCAAAGGAUAGGGCUUUCCCUGUGAUCAUCUUAAUAUGAAUUAAUGCAUUUGCUAAAAAAGAAUCCUCUCAGGAUAGAGGAUUAAGUCGGAGGAAACAUGAUAGGACUAGAUUAAAAAUUCCAGUUGUUCUCUUUAUAAUGCACAGGGGAAAACCAGCUUUAGGUUUUUCCUCACUUUCCAUAGAAUUGUUAAAUUAUAGGGCCUUACCAUGACUUCGCUUCCUCAACUAAAGGAAAAAGACAACAGAAAAAGUAUACCCCACAGCUUUCAUGUGCAAAAUGAUUAAUAAAUUAAUUUCACUAACUUCUGCAAAAUAUAAAGUGCAUAUAAAUGCUAUGCAAUUAUAACACUCAUUCUGGAAACAGUAUUACUGCUGUUUGCAAUAUUGAGCUACAAAAAUAUAUGGCUCAAACUGAAAAGUGGCAUUUUAAAUGCCAAUAACUCUUGAAAAGAAAGAAAACAAUCAGGAGAGAACACGACUCACCAGGCACGACAUUCACAUUUCGGUGGUUUUGCCAAGGCAGUCCUUAUAUGAAUAUAUUACUUUGAAGAAAAAUAACUUCAUGAACUCUAAGUAUGAUUCUCGAGAGGGAAAAAAAUCUGACAUACAAAACCAGCUGAAAUGUAAAGAUUCAUCUUCUGAAAGCAGAUAGAAUAUAGUAAUUUAGUGAAAAGGAUGGUCUUUAAUGUUUUGGCAAAGUCGUUUCCAGCCCAGAGUAAACACGAAAUGAGCAGGCUGGAGGGAAAGAGUUUCACAGUGUACAAAGCGGUUCACACGGAUGCUGCCACAGCAAAGUAAGCGGACGUGUAUCUGAGGUCGUUUGCAUGAGUCAAACUUUGCAAUGAGUAACUCACCUAGGAAGAUAUAAAUUAUUUAUAUAAUGAUUUGCAAAAGAAGUGAUCUACUGAAGUUGUACUAGCUACAUUUAAAAAAAGGAGUUCUACAUGGUUGCUCAUUAUAGACAAAUCUAUUCACAGUAUGCUUGACUACAUUACAUGGAAAAUCAUAUGGCAAAAGAAAAUGAAUUAACACAGAACAUGGGAAAAUAUCCCCCACAUAUGUUUUAAAAUGCCCUGCAAUUCUCACAUUCAAAAUUUUAUGCAUCUAAAUCUAAAAAAAUAUUAUAUGGAAUACUCUUAAGUUCCACAAACUGAUAAUAAUUUACUGUAUUUUUUACUCUAAUAGGAGCAAAUUACCACAUACUUGAACAAAGUUAAAAUAGUUACUAUUUCUUUAUAAUAAAUUUGAUGUAUAAUUUACUUUACUUGUGCUUUUUGCACCAAUUUAUAAAUACAGUAUAUGCAAUACACAACCAAGACUGACACCAACAUUAAUAAUUAAGUUCAAAAUAGCAAAUACUUACCAUACAAAAUAAACAGCAAAUACAUCUCUUAUGAAAGCCAGAGGCUUCUGGACUUGGGGGCCAGAUUCUCUGGGAACCGUGUCAAGGUUGAGCGCUGUGCAAUCUGAGGCCAGCUGCGAGAUUUUUUUUUCUCAGUUGGCAUAAGGUUCAGGAGAACCCAAACUGGACAGAGUCAUUUUUGCCAAAUCUGGCAAUAAAUAAUUGGAACAAUUCCACUGUGAUUUGCUCGGGCCUUUAAAAUUUACUCGUUCUACCUUCACAAAGACUCUGGCCAAUGACCUUGCCACGGACACCAAAUUCAAGCGCGGCUACUUCUAACAGGCUUCCACACACCUUGGGGUGACUCUCACGGAAGCCCUGGUUCAAGUUCUUGCUCUAAGAAGCUUAAGGACUAAGCAACAAUCUGUUUCAGCACCUUUUGACCACAACAAAAGCAAAGAAAAACCCUACAUAAAUAAGAACAAAGUUUAUAAAGUGCUUAUGAAAUUACAAACAUUUCAAAUGAGAGCAAUGCGAAUCAAUGUCCAUUUCACCAUCAAAGGUGAAUGCUGAAUAAAUGGGUCACUUCUGGGUCAAGAUCGGACAUGCCUUUCAAAUCAGUAGUUUGGUCCGGCACAGUUUGCAAAAAUAAAUCUUCAUCAUUAAUGAAUACAUAAAUAUGUUAAAUCCACCAUAAUUCAUUCUUUCUAUAACUAUGAGAUUAAAAAAAAAAAGCACCAAUUUCGAAAGGUCUGCUACCACACUCUUCCUGGAGUAGGCCCUCAUGAUCCACAUUGUUAAACCUACUGCAGAGCUGAAUGCAACACCACCAAACCCCAUCUCCUCCAUUACUUUCUGUUGAAACACCUUCGUAUGAAAUGAAGCCUAAAACGUAGGAAAACUUCAAAGAAAUAAAAGAACCAAGGGACAUUUCUAAAGACGACUAAUGCAUUAAACUUGAUUUUCUGUUUUUCAGUGCAAACACCAAACUUCACGUCUCGUCCUCUUCUGGGGUCAGAAGUGUGAAGGGUGCCCAUAGGGAGCCACUCCUUGCUGUGGCU
Molecule: messenger RNA, 12010 nt
Organism: Equus quagga
Lineage: Eukaryota; Metazoa; Chordata; Mammalia; Perissodactyla; Equidae
Gene: IGSF10
Product: immunoglobulin superfamily member 10
Exons: 8
Coding region: 313-8148 (2611 amino acids)
Molecular function (GO): protein binding
Source: RefSeq, a predicted model, not a curated record